Messenger RNA from Pochonia chlamydosporia 170, 3513 nucleotides. Its product is annotated as intracellular protein transport-like protein. The coding region runs from base 1 to 3513 and encodes 1170 amino acids. The record is from RefSeq and is a predicted model, not a curated record. The transcript has 2 exons. NCBI's taxonomy places the organism in Eukaryota, Fungi, Ascomycota, Sordariomycetes, Hypocreales, Clavicipitaceae.
AUGGCACAAUUAGCUUCGGCUCAUGGUUCUGAGUCGGUGUCGGCGGACAUUGACAUGGAGUCGAGGUCGUCGUUCAUUGCGCCAACUUCUGAUACACCAUCUGCCUCAAAGUCUUCUGACCUGCUCCGACACGACGUUGACUCCUCAUCAAGCCACCAGCUCCAGGACCGACAACACCUCCAGCACCUCCAGCACUCGCAGCAGCACCAUCAGCACCAUCAGCACGACUCCUUGGACAAGAUCCGCCGUCAAACAUCAUCUGACACAGACACGGACACUGACACCCAUCAGCAUCAUCAGCAUCAUCCUCGUCCCCCUCUACCCACUGGACAUAGCCUGGCCAAUAGUCUCAGCUCCUUGGCUUCCUUCUCGACUCCUGUUGCGACUUCACAGCCAGCAGUUGCCUCAACUACGUUUGACUCAACUAUUAUUCCUCACUUCCCCCCUCCUCCCUUCCGGACCCCUAUCAAACGGAAGCCUUUGUCCUCAUCGGCUUCUUCUUUGGCUGCGUCAUUGUCUCUACGAGACUCUGUUAUCGCUGCGGUUCCCGCUCCCUUGAACUCAGAAGUUCUCCCUAAACCCGGCCAAAGAUUUGCCAGGCCACCAUCUGUUGAUAGUCCAACGUUUUACGACUAUCCACAGUCCCUCAGGACCUCAGUGCCUUCUUGCUCAUCUCCCGUCACCGCCAACCUGGGUCACGCCCACGGGGAAGCUUCCGAGGCGCGCAGCAUUCCAGCAGGCGAGCCGCUUUACGAAGAUAGAUCCGAACUAUCGGAUGUGCUAUCUGUCUACGACGAGUCAGAUUCACAAGGCUCCAAAAAGUCGUCAUCUCCAGAUGAGAACAACAUCGGCGGUUCUAACCCUGGACACGUAAUAGAUGACAAUAGCUCCGACGACAUAGAGUCUAUUGCCCGCAGCUUUAGCCCUGGACACGUAAUAGACGACAAUAGUUCCGACGACAUAGAGUCCCUUUACGGAGACCGUUCAGACUAUACUCCGACUCCGCCCAUGUUUGCUCCCAAACCAACUCCUCCACACCUCAAACUCGACACAGUCGAAUCAUCAGCUUCCCAAAGUGAACUAGAAUUACAACAACAACAACCUGGAUCUCCAGAGUCGGCAAAGUUAGCUGCAUCUCCGCAGCUGAACAAGCCGCUACCUAAAUCGCCCAGCCAGGCGUCGCCUUUUGCAACACUGUUUGGCUGGUCCAAUCCGUCACCGUCCGUGACGGACUUUUCGUCCAUACCCUCACCAUUGUCCCCCAGCAAAAACGCAAAUGAGGCGCUUGGUGCUUCGGGAAAUAACAGAUCGAACUCAUCAUCUAGCAAUUCCAAUGGUGCAACAUCGAAUCCAAUCGGAUAUUGCGAAUCAUACUUAUCAACACCACCCCCUGGGACGGCCGCGUCGUCUCUCCAAAUCGAUGAGAUGGAGGACGAACUGAAGGCCAUCAGCUCUGAGCUGGCCGCGUCCAUCCGGCGUGAGAUGGAUCUUGAAGACCUCGUCGACAGGCUUCAAGAACAAAUGAAUAACCCACAAGCACCAAGCAAGCGAUCAAGCGACUAUUUUUCAGAUUCGGGUUACAGCUCUGCCAAAGUCAGCGAAUAUGAUCAUAGCAGAGAAGAAAUCGAAAAGAUCCAAAGGAGAUCAGAGCAGGAGAAGGCAUCCAUUCGUCUAGAACUAAGCACCAAAUUACAGGAUGAGAGGUCAAGGAGGAAAGCUCUUGACCAACAGAUCAAGGAUUUAUCUGAGAAGGCUUCGCAAAUGGACCUCGCCCACAUGAAUAACCUGGAUGCCAAUGAUCGAGUCAAGGAUUUAGAGAAGGCGUGCGAAGACUUGAGACGACGGCUUAACGAGGAACGCGAUUCCAAGACCAAUUUCGAGGACUUGCUCUCUGGUCUUAAGAGCGAAUUGCAAGAAGCCUGUAAUGAAAGGGACAAUCUUCGAGAUGAAGUUGUACCCCAACUACGAGCCAGAGUGGAGGGGUUGGAAGCCGAAGCAGCUUCUUACGCUAACCUUACAUAUGAAUCCACAAAGAUGCAACAUCAACUACAAUCCCUGAAGCAGGAAAACACGUCGCUUCGUAACUCACUCGGCCCAGAUGACAUUGCGUUGGCUAGGUCAAACACGGUGGCAGCCAGCUCUUUCAAGGCCAGAGGUCCAAGUGGUUUUGGUGGCUUGUCUAGGUCAGAGAGCGUUAAGCACCCUCAGUCAGAAUCAAGGGAAGCCCUGGCGGAGCGAUUAAAGGACGUGGAAGCCCAACGAGAUGCCUUGCACAGUGCAUUGAAGAAUCUCCUUGAGAGGCAAGAAUUCCAGACCCGCGAAAAUGAAAAGAAAAUCAAGAUUCUGGAGGCCGAGCGCCAACGGCUGAUGCUAGAACCGCGGAAAGCAGGAUUCGAUAAAGAAAUCUCCAGCUUGCGCACCGAGAUCAAUGUCCUGCGACGUCGUGCCGAAGAUGCACUCGAACAAAAGUGGCAAGUGGAGAAGGGCUUGGGCGGUCUAAAGAUGGACCUUGAUAGAGCCGAGGAAGAGAUUGCUUCCCUUCGCUCUUUGCUUCAAGAAAAGGAUAUUCUAAUCCCUCCUUCACUGGCUCGAUCCAGCGCCGCCAGUGGCACACUAAGUACUCCUGUUACCUCAGAAUCUCUCCAGAAGGCCUAUCAAGACCUGCGAAGCUCCUACUCCGAAUCAUUGGAGCGCAUUAAGAAGCUGGAGCUUAACACAGGCGACGCCGCGUCCGACGAGAGGACUAAGCUUGCGAUUGAGCGCCUGGAGCAGUCUCUUUCAGCAGCUGUUUCAGAGCGGGAUGCCGCGCGACGACAUUUGGAUGGCCUAAAGACCCAAGUCAACGGAUUGGCGGCUGGAGAAUCUGAAAGCCUUAACAGGGAGAAGGCCUUAUCCGAGGAACUGGGCGAGUCUGCUUUGCGUGUCGAACAGCUUGCUUCCCAAGUCCAGCAACAACUGGCUACUAACGCUGAGUUGCGACAGCGACUUACUGACACGGUUGCUCGAGGUGAAUCCGACCGAAAACUGAACUCAGAACGGAUUACCGAGCUGCAGGCACGCCUCCAUGCCCUCGAGGAGCAGCUUGUCACGGCGCAGACCGCCUCCGAGGACCGAGUCGGUCGACACGAAGAGGAACUUAGCCAGCUUCGAGAAGCCCACAAUGAGCAGCUUCGUCGCAUCAACAGUGGUGCUGGCGUAGGCGUUACCGCCCGUAAGGGAUCACUUUUGAACCCUGCGGCGUCAGCUGUCUUUGGGCGCUCUAGCCAAGUCAUUCCGGCCAGGAGCUUUGAGGAGGAAGUUGAAAUCAAGAAUCUCCGAGCCCGCGUCGCAGAGCUCGAGAAGGCUCUUGCCGACGCUGAGAGCGAGAUUCAGCAGGUCGUUUCUAAGAUGAACGAAGCGCAGAUUGAGGUCAUGAACCUCCAGGAAGAGCGCGAGACAGCUGCUCGAGAGACGCGAAGACUCCAGAAGGCUCUGGAGGCGGCCAAAUUGACACCACUGAGCGGACGAGCUUAA